UGGGAAGGGGGGGUGGGGGGGUUAGAUGAUGGCGGAGCCGCGCCGGGUGCCGUUAAUUAGUCUGUCACCCGUGAGGCGACGAGAAGGCGAGACUCCGGUGCUCGAGCGAGAGCCUGGAGGGGGUCGCGAGGCGGAGCAGCCAUUGGUGUGUGAGGCCCUGAAACUGCCAGAACAGCCGCAGCAACACCACCACCACCUCCACCACGAUAGUGGCCGAGCAGAGCCUCCACCGCAGCCCUUCGAGUCCUGCUCCCGACUGGAGUUACAGUCGGCGGUGUUACCGCGCGAGGUCAGCCGGCCUGAGCAGACGCCGAAGCCGCUGCUGCCACCUCAGCGUGAGCCUCCAAGGCCAGAGCCGCCGCCGCCUCCGUCGAACCAGCCGUUGCAGCUCGAGAGCAACCGGCAAGAGUCGCCGCCGUCGCCCCCGCGUCAGACGGUUCGCCUGGAGUUGGUGCUGAAGGACCCCACCGAGGAGAGCUGUGUGGAGUUCAGCUAUCCCGAGCUGCUGUUGUGUGGCGAGCCCCGGAUAAAAUCUUCUUUUUCUGAAGAUCCAUUUAAUGAUGAAGAGCGUGAGAGGCAUGAAGUGGAAAUGCUGGCUAAGAAAUUGGAAACAAAAUACGGUGGAAAGACCCACAAGCAUCGGAAGGACCGUGUUCAGGAUCUAAUAGACAUAGGCUAUGGUUAUGAUGAAACUGAUCCUUUCAUUGAUAAUUCAGAGGCUUAUGAUGAAUUGGUACCUGCAUCCUUAACUACUAAAUAUGGAGGGUUUUACAUAAACACUGGGACUCUGCAGUUCCGGCAAGCAUCUGAUUCUGAAGAGGAAGACUUAACAGAAAGCAAAAAAAAUAGACCAUCUAAAGUAGUUAAACUGAAAGAUGACGAGGACCAUGGCAUGAAGAAGCGCAAACGGAAAGAGGAAGAGGCAGAGAAGGAGAAAAAACCUCGGAAGAUGAAAGUUUCUCGGCAGUUGGGGGUAAUGGCCUUAAAUUCACACAAAUCUGAAAAGAAAAAGAAAAAGCUGUACAAGGACUCUCUUUCAGUUGCUGCAAUGCUGCGCAAGUUUCAGAAGGAGAAGGAAGCCUUUAAGAAGAAAGAAGUUAACUUGAACCCCACAGUGUCAGUGACCACCUCUACACCUAACAAAGUUCCUGCUGCUCCUGCCACUGGUGGAAAUGAUGUAUCUGACUUGAACCUCAUCAUCACAGAUCCAGUCCUUUCCAUUUUUAGCAGCACAAGUGAGCGUGAGCUCCUACAGGAAGCCGAAAUUGCCGUGGAGAUGCUGGGAGACAUUGACUUGGAUAGGUUACUUGAUGGCACUUCCAAUGGUAGCCCAGUAUCUGAGCCAUCGGAGGAGAAUGGAAAUGUCACUCAGCCCUCCCAUACCUCUGAGGUCUUGACACUGAAACAGGUGCCUGCCCUCCCAGAAGGUCUUCCAGCACACCUAGAGAAGCGCAUUGAAGACCUCAGAACUGCUGCCAAGCUCUUUGGUAAAGAAGGCAGAAAAAAAUUCUUCACACAGGACAUGAAUAAUAUCUUGCUUGAUAUUGAGUUGCAGUUACAGGAAUUGAGUCCUACCAUCCGCAAUGGAGUAUACUCUCACCUCGUGGCUUUUAUGCCGUGCAGUAAGGACACACUGAUAAAGCGUUUGAAGAAACUGCACCUCAAUGUCCAGGAUGACCGUCUGAAGGAACCAUUGCAAAAAUUGAAAUUGGCUGUCAGCUGUGUCAUGCCUGAACAACUAUACAAAUAUCAGGAAGACUGCCAUGCACACAGUCAGGCCAAGAAUGCCAAAAUGCAAGCAGAAGAUGAGCGAGACAAGAAUGCUUCUGAGGAGGAGGAGGAUGAGAAGCCAGGAAAAAGGGUUGCAGGUCCAAGAAAGAAAUUCCGCUGGGAUGAGACAGUGAGGUCAUUGCUGUGUAACCUUAUCAAGAUAAAACUGGGAUGUUAUGAGCUAGAGCCAAAUAAAAGCCAAUCUGCAGAAGAUUACCUCAAGGCCUUUAUGGAGACUGAGGUGAAGCCACUUUGGCCAAAAGGCUGGAUGCAAGCUAGGAUGCUCUUUAAAGAGAGUCGAAGUGUUCAUAAUCAUCUUACAUCUGCUCCGGCAAAGAAGAAGGUGAUUCUGGCACCUAAACCCAAAGCAAAGGAUUCUAGUCCAAAGAAGGAACAAAGAGUCUGUACCCCUUUUACUUCAGCUUGUGUUCCUGCUUCAAGUACCAGCACACCUGUCACUGCCCUGGCCAGUUCUAGCUGUAAUCCUACUCCGGAGACCAUCUGCCUAGAUGAUUCACUGGAUGAAGAUCUCUCCUUCAAUCCACCAUCAUUGGAAUCCAUUUCUGAUGUUCUGGCUGUUAUUAACAAUGGAGCCAAGAGUUCUCCUGUUGUGCCCUCUGUAGAGACACCAACUUCAAGACCUCGGCCUGGGCUGAGAGAAGAGAAGUUAGCAAGUAUAAUGAGCAAGUUACCUCUGUCAUCUUCAAAAAAGGUAGAGACUGUUCAAACACCACAUUCUUCAAGUCUUAUAGCUGGGCACACAGGACCAGGACCAAAGAAAUCCCAGGAUUUACUUCAGACUGGUAUCUCUUCAGGCCUUAUUGCUGGGUCUUCAAUUCAGAAUCCCAAGGUUUCAUUGGAGCCCUUGCCAGCCAAGCUUCUACAACAAGGAUUACAGAGGUCAAGCCAGAUUCAAGCUGCUUCCUCGUCACAGGCCCACAUUUCUUCCUCCUGUAAGAUCCAAGCCACAGCUUCCUCUGCUUCUCAGAGACCAAAGGAUACGUCUGUCCUUGUAUCCUCUUCAGAAGCCCACGGUUGUGGCUCUUCAGCAUUACAAAUAACAAAGGUUCACCAGCAGUCAGCUGCCCAACAAAAAUACGUGUCUCCUCUACAAGCAACUAUUAGUAAAUCUCACACCAAUCCUGUGGUGAAACUAAGUAGCAACCCUAAACUCUCUUGUUCGUCCCCAAUUACCAAGACAUCAGAUAAACCAGUAGGAUACCGCCUGACUAGCACCGUGUCUGGGAGUAGUUCCCAGAUGGCUCACCCACUUGUGUCUCGGACAGCAUCCAGCACCUCUACCUCUAGUAACUAUUUAGCCAAGACCAUGGUAUCACAAGUUUCUGCCCAGGGUUUCAAGCCUCCUUUCUCCAUGGUUCCUUCCCCCAAACCUGCUGCCUCUCCUAAGCCCACAGCACCCAAGCCUUCUGUAACACCCAAACCUAUUGUGUCACCUAAACUAUCCUCAGCAAGGUCCACUUCAACACCCAAGCCUGUAUCAUCUUCCAGUUCUUCCAGUUCAAGUGCACUAGUAUCCCAGAGUAGUCACUCUAGCAGCAACAAUUCCCUUCACAAACAGCCCAGUGGAGCAAAUGUCAGCAGGCAGUCUCCUACAAUUAAUUUACUGUCCUCUAACCGCACCUCAGGCCUUCAACCAGCAAAGAACCCUCAGGCUCCUUCAAAAUUGUCCAACUCUUCUGCCUCUGGAACUGUUGGCAAAAGCAACUUAAGUGGAGUUGGAAUGAAUGUACCUGUCAACAGAGGCAGCAAUCUUAAUUCAAGUGGAGCUAAUAGGACUAGUAUCUCUGGGGCAGCAGGAAGUGGAACACAGGGUGCUACUAAACAAUUGUCAACUCCACACAGACCAUCUUCUGCCUCAGGGUCUACAGUUAUACCAGCCAGUGUGCAGUCAACAACAGGUGCAUCAUUACUGGCAAAUGCUUCACCUUUGACGCUCAUGACAUCACCCCUGUCUGUAACCAAUCAGAAUGUGACAUCUGCUCCAUUGGCUCCUUUUGGGAUGCUGGGUAGCCUUGUUCCUGUGACUGUGCCCUUUCAGUUCCCAUUGGAACUACUUGGCUUUGGAACAGACACAGCUGGAGUAACAACCAACUCGGGAUCUACCUCAGCGGCUUUCCACCACAGCCUAGCGCAGAAUUUACUGAAGAGUUUACCGCCUGGAGCUCAACAUGCAACAGCGCUGUCUCACACACCUCUGCCUGCUCACUUGCAGCAAGCUUAUACAGAUGGAGGCCAAAGUAAAGGGGACACUAAGUUACAGAGGAAAACCCAGUGAUGUCCUGAUGAGCAAGGGAGUUAAAGUGGUUCUGCUUUGCUGAUGGAGACUGACCAGUUGGGAAAGUGCUUACGCGGACACAGAGCUGCUGUUUCUGUCAAUGUUUACAUAUUCUGAUUCCAAGCACUGUGGUGAGGAGGAGGAGGAGGAGGAGGAGAAGAAAAAGAAAAGAAUACUUGAUCAAAGAGAGAAGGAAAAGGAGGAAAGUGUUCAUGUAAAAAUGGUUCAUAGUUUGAUAUCUCCUAGUGAAUUCCCAAAGCCUUUUAUCCUUUCUGAAUAGCUCAGAAAGGUUUGGCCAAAUAGGUUCAGUUGUCAAACCUACAGCAGCACAAACCUUCUUUCAGGCUGAUAUCUGAUAGAGGAUCUGUGAAAGGAAGCUAAAAUAGACAUCUCUAUCCAUCAUGCAAGUGAGGCCAUACAUCUGUUGUCCCCAGGGAAGCUUACAGUAUAUGCCAGUUAGGAACAUUCUGUAAAGCUUUGGAUAAUGUGGCAUAUAAAGCAGAAAUUGUGAUUAUGUAGAAAAAGCAAGGAAGAAAGUAUUUUCUCCACACCAAGCUAAGGCCAUUUUGUCACUAUCUCUUUGAAGAGCCUAAAGAUUACAGACGGGGAGGAUUGUUCACCAUAGGUAAUGUCAUUGACCAGGGUAGAGUUUUCCCCCUCUCAAGAUGGGAGGAAGGGAAAAGUCGGAGGGUGUUCUGUAACCAUUCUUCAAUUUAACUUCAUAUACUCAAAUAUAAAAUGAGAACUUACUUGGCUUCAUCAGACCAGAUCUUGCUUUCAGUAUCUUCUGAAGAAAGUCUUUUCCUGCCCUUAACCUUGCUGUAGUACUUCAGAGUUGCCUUAUUUUUCAUAAACAUAAUCCAGAAA
Messenger RNA from Podarcis raffonei (Aeolian wall lizard), 4933 nucleotides. It is a transcript of the gene UBN2, whose product is annotated as ubinuclein 2. NCBI's taxonomy places the organism in Eukaryota, Metazoa, Chordata, Lepidosauria, Squamata, Lacertidae. The transcript is spliced from 17 exons. Gene Ontology annotation, cellular component: nucleus. The coding region runs from base 26 to 4066 and encodes 1346 amino acids. The record is from RefSeq and is a predicted model, not a curated record.